Knipowitschia caucasica is the source of this 789-nucleotide messenger RNA. NCBI's taxonomy places the organism in Eukaryota, Metazoa, Chordata, Actinopteri, Gobiiformes, Gobiidae. The record is from the annotation of a GenBank genome assembly.
AUGCCCCUUAUGAUCUGGACUGAUGACAUGACCACGUUCAAUGUUUAUGUGAAGACUUCUGACUAUCGACUGUGUGGGAUCGGUUGGUCACUUGGGAGAAAGAAGAUGAUUAGGUCAACGUGGGGUGAAAGAGACUGUGGUAUUGCCAUAAAGGAAAAAGGCGAUGUGUGGCUAGUACGGGUGGAAUUUGACCCACUGAAAGGACAAUUACCACAGACAUACGUUGUGGGACGGACCAAGCUUUUCGUAGCUGGAAUUGAGGAACGUGAAGUUAAAUUGAACCCUCCGGGGUACAAAGACGAGACUGUUAUAAAGAUGGAGGAAAAAGACCACAUGACUGUGGACCAAGGCAUGCGGGUGGACUUACCCGCCAGCCCAGACAAAACAGGACAGAGUGACGGAACUCUACACACAGAACGUGGGACUGAACUUGCUUCUAGAGAGUCACCGAUCCAGGAGAGACUGUUGAGGCCCUCAGAACUGGAAGAGGGGACACUAUCCAGAGGGUCACCGAUCCAGGAGAGACUGUUGAAGCCCUCAGAACUAGAGGACCGGACUGUGAUAAAGGUGUCACCCAUCCAAAAGAGACUGAUGGACUCACCAGAACUGACUGACAAAACUGAUGCUGGAGCCCAAAUACAGCAGAAAAACCCUACCAACCUUGACAUAGCUCGCCUAGCGGACAAUCAGAAUGAUCAGGCAGACACUGACCUGACUGGACAGAGUAGGGCUGACCUGAUAGUCCCGGAUGGCCAAAACCGAAAUCCUGUUCGUGACGCCAAUUUGUAG